Molecule: messenger RNA, 1878 nt
Organism: Scaptodrosophila lebanonensis
Lineage: Eukaryota; Metazoa; Arthropoda; Insecta; Diptera; Drosophilidae
Product: transcription factor btd
Exons: 5
Coding region: 1-1878 (625 amino acids)
Biological process (GO): regulation of transcription by RNA polymerase II
Molecular function (GO): DNA-binding transcription factor activity, RNA polymerase II-specific; RNA polymerase II cis-regulatory region sequence-specific DNA binding
Source: RefSeq, a predicted model, not a curated record
AUGAUUGACGCCGCCUGCAAUUAUUUGAAUCCCUAUGCGCAUCAGCAGCAAUUGCAACAACAACAACAGCAGCAACACCAGCAGCAGCAGCAGCAGCAACAACAACAGCAGCAACAGCAGCAGCAACAACAGCAACAGCAGCAGCAAUUGCAGUCGCAUUCACAACCCCACCCCCACCUGCACCCGCACCAUCAGCCACAUCAUGAUUUCAUUAGCGCCACACUGCUGUCGGCCUCCACAGCAGCAUCCUCGAGCUGCUCCACCUCCUCCUCGCCUUUGGCACUAUACGGAAGCAGCAACAUUAAUAGCAGCAGCAGCAGCAGCAGCACCAUCAGCAGCAAAUUGCCGCCUGCUUCCUGCACAGCCCUGAAAAUGGAAAUGCAAUAUCCGCCACAGGCAUCAUCCACAGGCACCGUGUCCCCCAACUCCAGCAUACAAUCGGCUCCCUCAUCGGCCUCCGUAUCGCCGAGCAUAUUCCCCUCGCCGGCCCAAUCCUUCGCCUCCAUCAGCGCCAGUCCGCCAGCAGCGGCUGUGGCCGCUCACCACGCCAUCUCACCGACGGCCAGCACUCCCAGCAGUGGCACACCAGCCAGCUCCGGCUCCUCGUCCGCAUCCUCUGCAGCUGCGGCCGCCGCAGCAGCAGCCGCCGCCGCCGCUGACUUGGGUGCAGCAGCAGUCGCCAGUGCCGCCUAUGGUUGGAACACCGCCGCUGCCUACACGGCCCUGCCCACAAGAACCCAAUUUCCUUACGCACAGUAUGCCUCGGAUUAUUAUGGGAAUGCCGUGGGCAUGUCUGCGUCGGCUGCGGCCGCCGGCUGGUUCUCCCAGGAUCGUCUGUACCAGCCGUGGUCCUCGCAGAGCUAUCCCAGCUUCAAUUUCGAUGACAUCGCAUUUCAGACGCAACUGCAACGGCGUUCGGUGCGCUGCACGUGCCCCAACUGCACCAACGAGAUGAGCGGCCUGCCACCGAUUGUGGGUCCGGAUGAGCGUGGCCGCAAGCAGCAUAUCUGCCACAUACCGGGCUGUGAGCGCCUCUACGGCAAGGCCUCGCAUCUGAAGACGCAUCUGCGUUGGCACACUGGGGAACGGCCCUUCUUGUGCCUCACCUGUGGCAAGCGCUUCUCACGCUCCGACGAGCUGCAGCGUCAUGGACGCACUCACACUAAUUACCGUCCCUAUGCGUGCCCCAUUUGCUCCAAGAAAUUCUCGCGCAGCGACCAUUUGAGCAAGCACAAGAAGACACAUUUCAAGGAUAAGAAGAGCAAGAAGGCAUUGGCCGCCGAGGCCAAGGAGCAGGCUGCGGCCAUUAAGCAGGAGAAGGCAGCAGUUGCGGCCGAGAAGGGCGGCAAGAAGGCGCCAAAGACGGAUGCCACGCCCACCAGCAUUGCUGCCCCGCUGCAGUUUAAGACGGAACAGCCGGAGGUGCCGAUUGCCGGUUACGCUCAUCCCUACAGCAAUCUCUAUCAGCAGAGCAGCGCGCUCUUCCAGCCGCAACAUCAAACAUCGGCAGCCGGAUAUGCCGGUCAGCAGCAGCAACAGCACAGCAGCAGUAACAACAACUCUGGCAUACAAUCCUCGAGCGCUGCAUCCGCAUCCGCAUCCAGUUCCAUUUCGAUUUCAAGCUCGGCAGCGGCUGUUGCUGCCGCUGCGGCGCACCAUCAGCACCAGCAGCAUCAUUACGCAGCACUGGCCAUGCAGAGCGAAUCGCAUCUGGCCGCCGAAUAUGGACUCACCAUGUCCGGGUUGGCCAGUGGGGCCAGCGAUAGUGGCAGCAACAGCAGUCACAUGAAAUCCGAGUAUGCCAACUAUGCGGACUUCGCUCCGAGCGCCGGCUACGGAGCCUCGUCGGCAGCGGAACAAUUAUUGGAAAUAGAGUGA